CGGCUGAAGUCACCAUCAUCCAUCCACCUCCCCCCAACACAGCUUCCUCCCGGUAACCCCCCGACUGUCUGCACCCCGGGGGUCUCCCCUCUUCUGUUUAAGUUGGAUCCAAUUUCUACAUUACCGGAUACGGAUUAUGUUUUUACAACAUCCAGUUUUUCUUAACUUUUCUAUGGAAACCAAAGGGUAUCGGAUUUUCACCGCCAGCGGCAAAUGCGACGGGCGUGACGCCUUCAGAGAAGCCUGAUUGUUACCCGUUCCCAGAACCUUGGGACACUCCAGUAAGGCUCCGGCAGAGUUUAUUUGCCUUGUCUUAUCACUACAACGCCCCCGACUUCCCUCUCCACAUCUUUGAGUUCCGGCUUCGAACAGACUUGAAAAAUGGUUGGAUUCAAACCCACAGACGUCCCGCCUACAGCCGCGGUGAAGUUCAUCGGCGCCGGCACCGCCGCUUGCAUAGCCGACCUCUUUACCUUCCCGCUCGACACGGCCAAGGUCCGGCUGCAGAUCCAAGGCGAGACCAAAGUCCCGGUCAGCAUGAAGUCCGCCCAGUACAAGGGCGUCUUUGGCACCAUCUCCACAAUGGUGAAGACCGAGGGCCCGAGGAGCCUCUUCAAUGGCCUGGUGGCCGGCCUCCAGCGUCAGAUGAGCUUCGCGUCGGUCCGCAUCGGCCUUUACGACUCCGUGAAACAGUUCUACACCAAAGGGUCUGAGCAUGUUGGCAUCGGCAGCCGGCUCCUUGCCGGAAGCACCACCGGUGCCAUGGCCGUCGCUUUGGCUCAGCCCACGGAUGUGGUGAAGGUACGAUUUCAGGCCCAGGCCAACGUUUCCAAUGCCAGACGCUACAAGGGAACCAUGGAUGCCUACAAAACCAUCGCCAAAGAGGAGGGCAUGCGCGGCCUCUGGAAAGGUACCGCGCCAAAUAUCACCAGAAACGCCAUCGUCAACUGCACAGAGCUGGUGACUUAUGACCUCAUCAAGGACACCCUGCUGAGAUCCAACCUCAUGUCUGAUAAUCUCCCGUGUCAUUUUACCUCCGCGUUCGGAGCUGGUUUCUGCACCACUGUGAUCGCGUCCCCUGUCGAUGUAGUGAAGACAAGAUACAUGAACUCUGCCAAGGGCCAGUACAACAGUGCCCUGAACUGCGCCCUCACCAUGCUCAAAAAGGAGGGUCCCAUGGCCUUCUACAAAGGCUUCAUGCCAUCUUUCCUGAGACUGGGCUCUUGGAACGUCGUCAUGUUCGUGACCUACGAGCAGCUGAAGAGGGCCAUGAUGUCCGCCCGCGUCUCCUGGGAAUCUCCUAUUUGACCGUCUGCUGAGGGCCGGGGGCCUUCUGUCCAGCGCUAGCACUAUCCUCUGCCUCCCGUAGCAUUGUUUACAGCAGUCCUAGAUCCUUUCUGAAGUCUUUCCACUCCAUGACUAAAUGCUAUAUAUAAAAGGAAAAA
Messenger RNA from Spea bombifrons (plains spadefoot toad), 1445 nucleotides. RefSeq names its product uncoupling protein 2 (gene UCP2). Gene Ontology annotation, cellular component: mitochondrial membrane. The record is from RefSeq and is a predicted model, not a curated record. Gene Ontology annotation, molecular function: oxidative phosphorylation uncoupler activity. Gene Ontology annotation, biological process: mitochondrial transport; adaptive thermogenesis; mitochondrial transmembrane transport. Lineage: Eukaryota; Metazoa; Chordata; Amphibia; Anura; Pelobatidae. The transcript has 8 exons. The coding region runs from base 382 to 1308 and encodes 308 amino acids.